Molecule: messenger RNA, 390 nt
Organism: Tetrahymena thermophila SB210
Lineage: Eukaryota; Ciliophora; Oligohymenophorea; Hymenostomatida; Tetrahymenidae
Product: transmembrane protein, putative
Exons: 1
Source: RefSeq, a predicted model, not a curated record
AUGAAAUAUGUAUUAAAAACUGUCCUGAAGGAACAUUUCCUAAUAAUAAAAAUAAAACUUGUAUAUAUUGCUACAGCUAAUAUAGUAAUUGCUAAAAAUGUACUGAAACGAAAUGUCUGUCUUGUUUAGAUAAUUUGUUUAUAUUGGAAGACACUUAAUAAUGUGUUUCCAGUUGUCCACCUAAUUAUAUAGAUUCAUCAUUAAUUUUUAAUUCUUCUUAAUCUAACUAAAUAAAUAAAAAAGUUUGUUAGAAGUGUGCUAAUCCCAGCUGUUAUACUUGUGAUCCAAAAGAUACUAGUAAAUGUUUAAGUUGCUCUUAAAUCUUGGAAAACUCUCCAUUAAUUUAUUUAUAUAAUAAGGAUUGCGUAGAAAAUUGUGAUUUUUAUGUGA